AUGGCCCAGGGCCUUAGCGGGCGUUGGGCAGUUGUUACGGGCGCGGGCGCCGGGUCACCUGGACGCAGCCGCAACGGGUGCCGCCCAGCGCCGCAGGGCGCCGGCGGCCACGGCACCGGCAGGUGGCCGGAACGGCGCGAAGGCGGAGGGGGCCGCGCGGCCCAAGGCGGCGGCGAUGAGAGCGCGCGCGGGGCGCGGCCCGGCGCUGCGAGGCGAGGGGCAGUGGGGAGCGGCCCGAUGGCAUGGCCGCGAGAGGCGGGCAACACAGAGGCGAGCGGCGGCGCAGUUGGUCGCAGCGGCGACAGCAGAGGCAGCGGCGGAACGGAGCAAGGCGGCAGCGGGAGGAAGCCGAGCGGUCGGCGGCAGCCACGCGCGCGCGGGCGAGGCCCGAGCAUGGCGAGCGCGCACGGGGGAAGCGGGCAGGCGCGAGGGAAGACCGGGAGGUGGGCGCCGGAUCGUGGCUGCGGGCGCGCGACGAGCAGCUAG
Aegilops tauschii subsp. strangulata is the source of this 486-nucleotide messenger RNA. The record is from RefSeq and is a predicted model, not a curated record. Lineage: Eukaryota; Viridiplantae; Streptophyta; Magnoliopsida; Poales; Poaceae.